Molecule: messenger RNA, 903 nt
Organism: Lithohypha guttulata
Lineage: Eukaryota; Fungi; Ascomycota; Eurotiomycetes; Chaetothyriales; Trichomeriaceae
Exons: 2
Coding region: 1-903 (300 amino acids)
Cellular component (GO): membrane
Source: RefSeq, a predicted model, not a curated record
AUGACGAUCGUGCAGAGACAACCAGGUACAAAAGUAAACAGAAAAGCAAAAAGCACGUAUACGCCCGAGCAUAUCCAAAGACUCUCAGCAAACAUGGGUCAAUCUACCUACGACCUCAUUGAGACAGCACUCAUUACUGGUGGCGCAGGCGGCAUCGGUCGUGCUAUAGCUGAGAAUCUGAUCAGUAAAGGCAAGAAAGUCGUCAUUUGUGGUCGCACCGAAUCGAAACUUCAGUCAACCGCCAAGGAGAUAGGGGCUGACUAUUAUGUCCUCGAUACCAGCAAAGUCGACCAAAUACCAAACUUUGUAGCAAAGCUGCUCAAGGACCAUCCAGAUAUCAACACUCUAUUCAACAAUGCUGGAGUUCAACGACCAUUUGAGAUCCCAGGCUCGAAUUUCAGCAACGGCGAUUAUGGCUUCGAUCUCAGCAAAGCGGAUCAAGAGAUCGACACGAAUAUUCGGGGCCCUAUGCACCUCAUCGUGGCACUUCUGCCACAUUUCACAUCUCUUCCAUCUGGCAAAAGUGGCGUGGUUGUGAACGUCAGCUCGGUGUUAGGCUUCAUGCCUUCUAGUAUAAUAAAUCCUGUCUAUAACGGGACCAAAGCAUGGAUUCACUCUUUCACCGUGAACAUGAGAACACAAUUGAAAAAGAGCGCGAACGUCAAAGUGAUCGAAAUAGUUCCACCUACUGUUUCCACCGACUUGCAUCGUGAAAGGACGAACCCAGACGACAAUAAGAAGGCCAAUAACCAGGCAGCGCUAGAACUACCCGAGUUUAUUGCCGAAAUCGAAAAAGGACUUCAGAGUGGAGAGGAUGUGAUCAGCGCAGGUACCGGGAAGGCGUUGGUGAAGAUGUGGGACGAAGGUCUGGGAAAGAAGUAUGAGGAGGCUGCUAGAAAGUAG